AUGCCAGGUGCAGUGGCGGCGACUACAACGAAGUCGACCACUGCGAACGGGAAGCGGACGCCGCGGGCGAGCAAGGCGAUCAUCGAAUCAGAGGACGAUGAAGACGAUGACGACGUCCCCCUAGCCAAGCCCAAGCGCGCGGCCAAUGGCAAGGGCAAGGUGGCGGCGAAGGGCAAGGGUAAGCCGCCCAAGAAGAAAGUGAAGCAGGAAUCCGAGUCUGAGCGGGACGUCGAGUCUGAGGACGACAUCCCAGCUCCGCCACCGAAGAAGGCGCCCGCCAAGGGCAAGCGGAAGGUCAAGGUGGAGAGUGACGCUGACGAGAGCUCUUCAGAGGACGACAAGCCUCUGAAGAAGAAGCGUGCCACUGCGACGAAGAAGGCCAAGGCGGAGGCGUCCGACAACGUCAAGCCUAAGAAGAGGGGCGCAAAGAAGGAGGAGGACUCGGACGCGGUAUCCAAGAAGAGCAAAGCGAAGAAAGAGGAGGAAGAGGCGGAGACGUACAGAUGGUGGGAGGAGCAGAACGCGAAUCGUGACGGGUCCGUCAAAUGGGAGACGAUGGAGCACAAUGGCGUGUAUUUCCCGCCUCCCUACGAACCCCUUCCGAAGCACGUCAAGAUGAAGUAUAACGGACAGCCCGUGGACCUCCCUCCGGAGGCGGAGGAAGUCGCUGGGUUCUAUGGUGCCAUGUUGGAGACCGAACACGCCAAAGACGCGACCUUUAACAAGAACUUCUUUGACGACUUCUUGAAGAUCCUCAAGAAAUAUCCUCCGAAGAACGGCCUAAAGAUCACCAAGUUCGAACUUUGCGACUUCAGACCGAUGUUUGAGCACUUCGAGGCGGAGAAAGAGAAAAAGAAGUCAAUGACUGCCGCGGAGAAGAAAGCGGCGAAGGCGGCUAAGGACGCGUUGGAGGCCCCAUAUACUCACUGUUUCCUCGAUGGACGUAAGGAGAAAGUUGGCAACUUCCGCGUCGAACCUCCAGGUCUGUUCCGUGGCCGUGGGGAUCAUCCUAAGAAGGGGGCGCUUAAGCUCCGUGUGCGCCCCGAGGACAUUACGAUCAACAUCGGCAAGGACGCCCCUGUUCCCAAGCCGAACGUUCCGGGCGAGUGGAAGGAGGUUGUUCACGACAACACGGUCACCUGGCUGGCGAACUGGGUUGAGAACGUCAACGGUAACUACAAGUACGUCUUUUUGGCCGCUGGCAGUUCCAUCAAGGGUCAGAGCGAUUGGACGAAAUUCGAGAAGGCGCGAGAGCUUAAGAAAUAUGUCGACAAGAUUCGCUUGGACUACAAUGAUGCGCUGAAGAGCAAGAACAUGGCAGAGCGUCAGCGUGCGACCGCCAUGUACUUCAUCGACAAGCUCGCGCUUCGAGCUGGUAAUGAGAAGGGCGAGGAGGAGGCCGACACCGUCGGCUGCUGCUCUUUGCGCUGUGAACACGUCACGCUCGAGCCUCCUAAUAAACUCGUGUUUGACUUCUUGGGUAAAGACUCUAUCCGGUACUACAACGAGGUGGCGGUAGACGACCAGGUGUACAAGAACAUACGCAUAUUCAAGAAUGACAAGAACGAUGACGACGAGUUGUUCGACCGUGUUAACACCGGAGCCUUGAACCGUCAUCUGGCCUCGUAUAUGAAGGGCCUCACGGCGAAGGUGUUCCGUACAUUCAACGCCUCAUUGACGUUCCAAGAACUGCUCGAUCGUGGUACGCCUGAGAAGGGCACUGUCCAGGAGAAGCUGAACGCGUAUAACCACGCGAACCGCAUGGUGGCUAUCUUGUGUAACCAUCAACGUGCUGUGCCCAAGACCCACGAGCAGUCUAUGGGCAAGAUGCGGGAGAAGUUGCGUGGAUUGAAGUACGAGCGCAUGAAGCUCCGUCACGCCCUCUUCGCCGCCGAUGCUAGAUUCAAGAAGAACAAGAAGUACAAAGAUCCAGAGUCUGACCUCGACGACGACGCCAUCGCUUCGCACGAGGACAACUUGAAGGCGAAGGAGAUUGAGAAAGCCGAGAAGAAGUUCCAGAAGGACAACGAGAAAGCGGCGGCGGAUGGCAAGGAGCCGCAGGACGAGUCGGUGCUGAAGGAGAAGAUCAAGGAGAUCGAGGCCGAGUACAAGAAGCUCAAGAAGGAGCGUGGCACGGAGAAGCACGCGCUCAAGAAGGAGAGGCCGACGGAGAAGAUUGAGGACGCGAUCGAGAAGCUGGAGGAGAGGAUCAAGACGUUUAAGCUGCAGAUGGAGGACAGGGAGGCGGGGAAGGAAGUUGCUCUGGGCACGAGUAAAAUCAACUACUUGGAUCCAAGAAUCACCGUUUCGUGGUGCAAGGAGCACGGCGUCCCUGUCGAAAAGUUGUUCUCGAAGACUCUUAUGACUAAAUUCCCUUGGGCAAUGGAGGUUGAUACGGAUUGGAGGUUCUGA
This is a messenger RNA of Dichomitus squalens LYAD-421 SS1, 2412 nucleotides long. RefSeq lists its product as uncharacterized. Gene Ontology annotation, cellular component: chromosome; nucleolus. NCBI's taxonomy places the organism in Eukaryota, Fungi, Basidiomycota, Agaricomycetes, Polyporales, Polyporaceae. The record is from RefSeq and is a predicted model, not a curated record. Bases 1 to 2412 code for a protein of 803 amino acids. Gene Ontology annotation, molecular function: DNA topoisomerase type I (single strand cut, ATP-independent) activity; DNA binding. Gene Ontology annotation, biological process: chromosome segregation; DNA topological change; DNA replication. The transcript is spliced from 10 exons.